UUUGAGAUGAUGUUAAGAGUGUUUAUUACCUCUUCUUUAAUUAAUUUAUCUAUGCCAACAAAAACUAAUUGAACUCUUAACAAACUUCUCUGUUCCACCAUGUCUUCCGGUCACCUCCGCCAUGGAAACGCCCCAACGACCACCACAAAACCCAUCACCGAAACCGAAAUCGCGGCGGAAUUCUCACACCACGACCUCAGCAUAGCCCGAAUUAACAACGGUAGUUUCGGGUCAUGCCCGAAAUCCAUAAUCUCCGCCCAACAACAAUGGCAACUCAAAUUCCUUCAACAACCCGAUUACUUCUACUACAAUACCUUAAAACCCUCCAUGCUCAAAUCCCGUACCUUAAUCCAAUCCUUAGUCAACGCCGCCGACGUCGACGAAAUCUCCAUCGUCGAUAACGCCACCACCGCCGCCGCAAUCGUUCUCCAAUACGUAACUUGGUCUUUCUUUACUUCCGAUUUCCGUCCCGGCGACGCCGCUGUCAUGCUCCAUUACGCUUACGGUUCCGUUAAAAGUUCAGUCCAGGCGUAUGUUGCACGCGCUGGUGGAAAGGUAAUUGAGGUACAUUUACCUUUCCCUUUGUCUUCGAAUGAAGAAAUUUUUACUGAAUUUGAUAAAGCUCUCAAAAUGGGGAAAAUGAAUGGGGGAAAAAUUAGAUUAGCUGUAAUUGAUCAUAUUACUUCAAUGCCUAGUGUUGUUAUACCAGUAAAAGAACUUGUUCAGAUGUGUAGAGAUGAAGGUGUCGAUGUUAUUUUCGUUGAUGGUGCUCAUGCUAUUGGAAAUGUUGAAAUUGAUGUGAGGGACAUUGGAGCUGAUUUCUAUACAAGUAAUUUGCAUAAGUGGUUUUUCUCUCCACCUUCAGCAGCGUUUUUUUACUGUAAGAGAUCGGAUAAAGUGUUGAAUUUGCAUCAUCCAGUGGUAUCAGUUGAGUAUGGAAAUGGAUUGGCAAUCGAGAGUGCUUGGAUAGGGACGAGGGAUUAUAGUGCACAAUUGGUGAUCCCAGAGGUACUAGAGUUGUUUGUGAACAGAUUUGAAGGCGGGAUUGAAGGGAUAAGGAAAAGGAAUCAUGAUAAGAUUGUUGAAAUGGCGGAGAUGUUGGUGAAGGCGUGGGGGACAGAAUUAGGGACGCCACCAGAAAUGUGUUCGAGUAUGGCAAUGGUGGGAAUGCCUGCGUGUUUAGGGAUUUCAGGUACUGAAGAUGCUUUGAAGUUGAGGACUCAUUUGAGAGUUUCGUUCAAGGUUGAGGUUCCGAUAUAUUACACGGCGCCAUUGGAAGGAAAGGUAAAUCCAAUAACAGGUUAUGCUAGGAUCUCUCAUCAAGUUUACAAUACCAUUGAGGAUUAUUAUAGGUUUCGAGAUGCCAUUAUCAAGCUUGUGAAUGAUGCUUUCACUUGUGUACUUCUCUCGAAUUGACUAGGUAACAACAACAAAUCCAGCGUAAUUUCACAAGUGGGGAGGGGAUCUAGGAAGAGUUAAGUUGAUUCUGUCUUUCAAUGGAAUAAAGGUCUUUUUCCAAUUCCUUAAUGAAUGGAAAUGUUUGUUCGUUGAUUAAAACUCUCAUGUCUAAUUCAGUUCCCUGAUUAGCACUUGCAAUGUUAAUAUUACUAGUUCUUUCCUCUGACCA
Molecule: messenger RNA, 1627 nt
Organism: Solanum dulcamara
Lineage: Eukaryota; Viridiplantae; Streptophyta; Magnoliopsida; Solanales; Solanaceae
Product: probable L-cysteine desulfhydrase, chloroplastic
Exons: 1
Coding region: 100-1416 (438 amino acids)
Source: RefSeq, a predicted model, not a curated record